AACAAGAGAAAGUUUUACGGUUUUACUGAAAUUUAACCCUGAUAAAACAGGUAUAAAUAUCAGGAAUCAAAUCCAAGUAGCAUCCACAAGCAAAAGGUUCUGUUCAAAUAAAGCAUUAGCUAUUAUAUUGGAUUACGAUGAAAUACUUGGCAAUUUUUGCUUUUAUUGCUGUUGCUACAGCACUAAAAUUUCCUUACAAUCCUCAAUUGAAUGAACAUUGGGAAAAUUUCAAGAGAAUCUAUGGAAAAAACUAUGGUAGCAGAGAAGAGUUUUCAAGACGUCUUGUUUGGGAAAGAGCUGUCACAGAUAUCAUAAAACACAACCUUCAAGCUGAUUUGGGUAUUCAUUCUUACAGAAAAGGCAUUAAUGAAUACGCAGAUAUGAGUCACGAAGAAUUUGUAAAGCACUUUAACGGAUUUAAAAGCAGCGGAGUCCGAAGUGGAGAAGGAAGUGCCUGGGUAGAACCCUCUAACGUUCACAUUCCCGACACUGUCGAUUGGAGGAAACAAGGACUGGUCACCCCAAUCAAAAACCAGCAACAAUGUGGCUCUUGCUGGGCUUUCUCUACCACCGGUUCUCUUGAAGGGCAGCACAAAAAGAAGACCGGAAACUUGGUUUCCCUCAGUGAACAGAACCUCGUAGAUUGCUCUCAACCGGAAGGUAACAUGGGUUGUGAAGGAGGUCUUAUGGAUUCAGCUUUCCAAUACAUCAAACAGAACAAAGGAAUUGAUACUGAAGCAUCCUACCCAUACACAGCUGAGGAUGGUCCAAAAUGUCUUUUCACGAAAGCCAAUGUUGGAGCAACUGUUACUGGAUAUGUUGAUAUUCCUACCGGAGAUGAGAACGCUCUUAAAACAGCUGUUGCCACCGUAGGACCUGUUUCUGUCGCCAUUGAUGCAAGCAACUUUAGUUUCCAGCUCUAUCAAGAUGGAAUUUACGAUGAAUCCAGCUGCAGUACUUCUCAAUUGGAUCACGGUGUUUUGGCUAUUGGUUACGGAACUGAAGAUGGCCUAGACUAUUGGCUGGUGAAGAACAGUUGGGGAACUACUUGGGGUAUCCAAGGGUACAUCAAAAUGUCCAGAAACAAAGGCAACCAAUGCGGAAUUGCAACACAAGCCAGCUACCCACUCGUUUAAACUGUGAUAAACUUUACAUGACUGUACACGGAAUUGUUUGUUUGUAUUGUACGUGAACUAAUUAGAAAUUAAUUUUUGCAUGCACAGAAAAAGGGAUGAGAGAUUGAUUUGAUGAAGAAAAAGGUGGAAAAAAGAUCUUAUAAAUGUUAAAAUAAUAUUGUGUAUGUUUUAAAAUAAAAUAUUUUAUGUUCUUAAA
Molecule: messenger RNA, 1332 nt
Organism: Parasteatoda tepidariorum (common house spider)
Lineage: Eukaryota; Metazoa; Arthropoda; Arachnida; Araneae; Theridiidae
Product: cathepsin L-like peptidase
Biological process (GO): proteolysis
Molecular function (GO): cysteine-type peptidase activity
Source: RefSeq, a predicted model, not a curated record